AUGAACUCAAUAUAAUAUGAUGAUGAAAAAAGUGCUCUCGAAAAGAUGCAGAGCUCUCUUAGAAAUGUAAUAUUCGAAGUGCUUUAUUACGUGAUAAACUAGACAGAGCAAUUCUCAAUACUAAUUUAUAUAAUAUUUGUGCUGAUUGAGACAUUUUAGAUCUUAUAUUGGUAUUUUACUACAGAUAUAGUUAAUUUAUGGAUUGUAAUGAGUGUAGCAGACGAUUUGCAAAAGUUCUUUAGUUACUUUUUAUUAGUGCCUUACUUUAACAGCUUUAGUUAGAUGAUAGUUGGAAUGUAUGUAAUAAUAGGUAUCUUUGGUUGUUUACUCAUUCUUAUACUGUAUGUAUCUAUCAAAAUUAAGAAUGGCAUAUCAGGAUUGUCUGGUGCUUUAUCAAUUAUCAAGAUCUUUUGCUAACUAAGCUUAUCAUUUCUCUAUUUACCCAUGUUUGACUUGUUUUUAUCACCAAUGCGUUGCAGAAUGAUAAAUGGCUCAGAAACACACAAGAUAUUCUAAGAUUAAUAAUGCUAUUCAGGAAAUAAUUUACUUCAUUCAUUUUUUGGAUUAGUCAGUGCUAUCGUUCUUUUCUGCAUAGUAUAUUUAAUCACCCUAACUAAUUUUGAAUCAAGGUAUCAGCCAAACAGAACUCUUCUAAAAUUAUCAGGAAGGGAAGAUGUCAAGCUACUUUUCUUCAAGACAAUACUUGUAGUUAGUUUUACUUUCCUAGAUACAACAGACCUACUCAUUUUGGUUAUCAUAUUCAUUACAUUAUGCACACUUGACUUAUUUUUGACCUUUAACAAAUCAUCAAAUAUACUUAACUACAUGUAUAACAAAGUGAUUAACUCUCAAAUAGCUUGUAUAUUUUGGACAACUCUUAUUCUAAUAUUCGGAUAAAUCAUGGUCUUUACUAAUUUUAGGGGUGUUGUUUACAUAUGGUUGAUUGGUUUACCAUUUUUAGUUUUUAUUGUGUUUAUGAGAAGGGAAUAUAGAUAUGAUUUAAUGAUGGUAGAUUCAAACAAAUUUGAUUCUCUGAAUUAAGCAGUCAGUUAAAUUUUAUAUUUGACCAGGUGCUUAAACUACUACAAUACUGAUAGAAAUAUGGCAGCCAUUUUAGAUGGUUUCGUGGAUUACCAUAGAACUAUUUGCAAUAGAGAUGAUUGUCCAUGCUAAGCGAAAAAUAUGAACUAAAAAAAAAUCAAAAAGUUUAUUAAAAAUGCAAGGGCUGGUUAAUUUGAUGAUGAAAUAAAAGAAAAGUUCGUUGUCUUAGUUUACUUAAUAGAAAGAAUAUUUGUACUUGCCUUAACAAGAUUCCCCGGAUGCACCCAACUUAGAGUUAAUCACGCUCUCUUCCUGUUAGAUAAAAUGAAGAGUACUUAACAAUCUUUAUCAGAGCUUGAUAUUGCUUAACAAGAAAAACCCUAUCUUGAUGAAUAAUUUAUGAUUUUCAGAUAUAAAAAAUUAAUUGAAGACUCCAUGCUUGAGGCAAGAAAAAAUACUAACGCAAACUAAGAAUCUGCCAAUGAAAUAACUGCAGAUAAUGCCAUGAAAGAAAUCAUGCUUAACAUAGAGUAAUCAACAAUGCUUCAUAUAGAUUUUUGGUCUUAACUCUCUGAAGAUACUCCAGAUUUAUCUAGAGUUUAUGAAAUUGGUAUCAAACUUAAUUAUGCUAAUAACUUAGUAAAAGAGAGUUGGAAAAAGCAAAUGAAAUUAAAUUCCGAUAUUUCUCCAAAUUAAUUAAGAACAUAUGCAAGAUAUUUACUUGAUGUUUUGAAUGAUAAAGAUUAAGCAUACGAAGUCAUUUAAAAACUAAAAUCAGCUUAAUCAACAAAUGUAGAUCGCAGCAAGACAACGAAUAAUAUAAAUGAAUUUUAAAAUGAAUCAACAGGUCUAAUUUCAGUUUCUGCAGAAGAUGUUUCAUUUGCGAGAAUAUCUGGAUUAAAUUAGACUGCUGCUAUGUAUUUUGGUUAUUCAAAAUCAGAGCUUAUAAACAGAAAAGUAAACUUGAUUAUGCCUUAAGUAUUUGCUGACCAUCAUGAUUCAUUUUUAGAAGACUAUCUUCAUCAUUUAGAAUCUAAAGUACUAAACAGAGAAAGGUUGUUGUUUGGAAAAGCCAAAAACGGGUAUAUAUUCCCAUCUUAUAUGUAUGUCAGAUAUGUACCAAGCUAUAUACAUGGCACUUAGUUUAUUGCUUCUAUUAGAAUUGAAAAGUACUUUAAGCUCAUUGGCUUUAUGAUUAUUACAAAAGGAGAGUUUGAAAUAGUAAACAUAACAUCAAACUGUAUUACUUUAUUUGAUUUAAGUUUGGGAAUAUUAAAUAAGAAAAAACCAAGCAUCACUGAUUUAAUACCUGAAUUUAGCUUACACACUAAAGAAUUUUAAGCAAAAGGUGGAUAUGAUAUCCAUAUAGAUAUAGGAAAUUCAGAGGAAUAAUAGUUGUAUAAUGUUCAGAUCAAAGAAAUAGUGUUCAGAGGUGGAUUAGGUUUGCAAGGAUAUGAAGUUAGAUUUGAAAAGUAAGUUAAUGAAAAUAAGUAAGCAACAGACUAAAUGGGAAACGAAACACUGAGAUAACCUGAGCAAAAUAACAAUUUGUUGACAACAGGAAGAUCGAAAUUAAAUCCUCAAAAUAUAAAUAAAUUUGUAUUGAAAUAUGAUUAUGAAAAUCACUAAUUUUGUGGAGAAUAUAAUGCCAAUAUUAUUAUGAGCAAUGUAAACAAUUUGAACUAGAAUAGCUCAGUAAAAGAUUCUCAUAUCUAGCAUUCACCCAAAGAAGCUGCUACUAAUAAUGAAAUUGCUAUUAAUUUCUCAACAUACUAAAUUGAUUAAUCGAAUAGAGAAAAAGAUAAGCAAGAUGAAGAAGAUAUGUAAAAGAUGAACGUUGAAUAUGCCAAAGGUAUUAGAACAGUUAGGCUGGUUAGAGGCCAAUUCUUGGAUGUCGAUGAAAUGAGGAGAGAUGAAAUGGAAGAUGAAGAAGAAGAAGAGGAAGAGCAUGACAAAAAAUUUGAUAAUUUAAAAAAUGACAUGAUCAAAGGAUCCAAAUUAGACGAACUCGAAAACGAAAGUAGUGGUCCAGGUGAGUCAAAUGCAUUUAAAAAUAAAUAAAAGCUUGUAUAAUUUUUAUCUGAAAACAAAGCUUCACAAAAUAACAGUUUGGAAGUAUUUAAAUGGUCUGGAGUAGUCUUACUUGUAAUAUUAGGUAUUUUGGCAAUCUUGAAUUAUGUUUAAUCUCAGUCUCUUUUUGACUCUAUAAAUUCAUAGUACAAAGUUAUAUCAUAAAGCAAUUUAAGAUAAGCAGAUGUACAAAGAAUACUUUUUAAAAUUGCUAAUUACGAGUUAAUAAGAUUAGGCUUGUUACCUCCUAUUACUGAUUUAACUAUUGAUUAAACAGACCUCGAUAAUACAAUAAAUGAACUUUAAACUUUACAGCAAUAUAUUGUAGACAAUUCUUCCAAUAUGGGAAGUGCUUAAAAAGAAUUCUUUAACUCUGCUACUAUUAAUUUAUACAAUUCUUAAUCUGGAUAAAUAAGCACUCAAUAGACUGACAUGAAUCAGGCUACAUAUUAAUAUAUUUCUAAAAGCUUAAAUUUGGUAAAUUUAAAAAUUCCUGAUUAUACAAGCACUCUCUAUCCAGAAAUAUUUUUUAUAGAAUAUAAUGGCCUUAAUGAUUUCUAGCAAUCGUUAUUUUAGUCUUCAAAUUAUUAUGCAUAAGAUCUUAAUAGUUACAUAAGUUCGAAAAACUCUCUAUUUGUUACUUAUCUAAUUGUCUCUAUAGUUGUAGUUGUUUUAAGCUUUAUUUGCAUAGCUCCAAUUUUUUCAUUUGUAAAUAAAAAUCAAGAGUCUGUACUUAAGUUGUUUUUAGAAAUACCAGUUGCAUAAGUAAAGCUUUUGUUUUCUAGAUGUGAACAAUUUUAAAAUGGAAUGCAAAUGGGAGAAGAUGAUAAUGUUAGCGAAAUGGAUGACUUGGUUGUUGAGGAUGAAGAUGGUGGAGAUUAUGGAAUUGGAAGAAAAAGAAAGAAAAGAAAAUUCAAAUUUGAAAGUAUCGAGAAGAGAAAUUUCAUUAUAAAAUUUUUACUUAGUUUACUUCUCUUAGAAAGUUACUUUAUUGCAACAUAUUUUGUAAGUACAAGUUUAUAGUCUUCUCUUAGCUCGUUAGUCACCGAAUUUAAUUAUACGUGUUAAGCAGAGCCUUACUAUACAUAUAUUAAUAAUGCCUUGAGGAAGUUUUUCAUAGAUUAAACAUUCAAUAUUAAUCUAGGAAAUGGAGCAAAUUUAAUCCAAGUAGCACUUUAAUAGCUCAAUGACAUUAAUACAAAUAUCCAUACUGAACAUGCAAAAAAUAUUGGAUCACAUACUAGUACAUAUAACAAUUAUUUUGAAAGUAUUAAUGAUCUUAAUGCUUGUACUGUGAUGGAAAGUUUAAAUCUUUAGAAAGCAACUGAUUGUGCAAAAUUUGCUGUCGGUAUAGUUUAAGAGGGAAUGGGUCCUGGAACAAUUAGACACUUUGAAAAUAUAAGAUAUUUGAUUACACUUUAUCAAAACUUUGCUAAUGAUGCAUCACAGACAUUCCCAGCUGAAGAAAAUAAACCUGAUAGUAAUCUAAUACCAGUGCAAGGGAUAUCAGACGUAAGAAAACUUAGAAUAGCAAAUAUACUAUCAAUAAACUCUGCUAUAGAAAUAAAUACCAUGCAAGACAUGUAUAUAAGGAACCUACAAAGAUAUUAGCAGUCAGAUAUCUUCUAACUAAACAACUAGAGUUACAAUCUUUAUUUGCUUUAUGGUGCUACUAGUUUGUAUAUAUAUUGUAUUCUGGAUUCCUUUAGUAACAAAAAUUACAAGGGAGACUGCAAGGACCACAGCUAUGUUGAGCUUAAUACCCUUAAAAAUUAUUGUUUCAGUUAAAGCUAUUAAGGAUUACUUAAAUAAAUUUUUGAAAAUAGAGUGAUUAUUAAAUUAAAUAAUUAAUAUUUGUAUGUGUAUGUGUGUAUGAUUAUGUGUGCUUACCUUUUUUUAUUCUAACUAUGUUAUUAUCUUUAAAAUAUAAUUACUAUAAGCCUCUAAAUAUUCUUCAAUUAAAUAAAUUUUAGAAAAUUAAAUUAAAUUUAAAAAAAAUAAUAGAAUAUUUAUUAGAAAGUAAUAAAUAGUUAAUUUUGCUUUAAAGAUUAAAAGUGUCUUCUGAUUAUUCACGAUUAUUUAUUUAUUUACUUAGUUUGUUUGUUUGUUUAUUAGGAGGAGAAAUAUUUGAAUUUAAUUGAAAAAUAAAAAAGAACUUUAGCAAAUUAAGAUGAUAAAUAAAGAAUCAGAAUAGAUAAUUAAUUAAGAGGAGAUUCUAUAAAAAUUAAAUAAAUCUGA
This is a messenger RNA of Tetrahymena thermophila SB210, 5349 nucleotides long. Its product is annotated as PAS domain S-box protein. The transcript is spliced from 26 exons. The record is from RefSeq and is a predicted model, not a curated record. NCBI's taxonomy places the organism in Eukaryota, Ciliophora, Oligohymenophorea, Hymenostomatida, Tetrahymenidae.